Molecule: messenger RNA, 3936 nt
Organism: Moesziomyces aphidis
Lineage: Eukaryota; Fungi; Basidiomycota; Ustilaginomycetes; Ustilaginales; Ustilaginaceae
Source: the annotation of a GenBank genome assembly
AUGUCCGCUCCGACCGACUCGAGCCCCUUGGGCCCACCAACGACCAUCCAAACACAAGCAGAGCCAUCUUCCUCAUCCCCACCCGCGCCCACACCCGUCUCGGAGCCGUCACCAUCCCAAGUGUCUACAGAGUCCCCCACGGACAUCGAAAGCCCGGUCGUGCCCGGCGCAUUUGGCUCAUCGAUAGCAUCGGCUCCCCACGCUUCCACGCCCCCGGCUUCAUCUGCCGACGCUUCCGCAAACACGCCAUCCUCGACUUCAUCCCAGCAUUCCGACCACGACAAGCCACUGCCUUCCAUCUCGCAUGAUGAGGCCAGCUCUUCAGAUGCUGGCACGCACAUACCGCCAGAGCAACCAUCCCUGGCUCCCUCACCGCCCGAGCCACAGCUCACAUCGUCCAUCAUCACCACCAUCAGCCCCGUGCGCAGAUCCGUAUACAAGCGCAAGAUGAGCUCCAAGCCAAAGGGCAUCCUCAAACCCGCACCGCCUCCGCAGAAAGGCUUCUCCUUCCGCAGAGACAUCCUCGAGAACAUCAAUUCGCGUCUCGCACAGCAGGGCGUCAACAUGCAGGUGCCUCUGCCCCAAGGCAGCACGGCGCAGGCCACCGCCUCCUACAUCGGCGGCAUGUUUCGAAGGAUCGGUGGCAUUGCUGCCGGUGCCGCGGCUAACGUCGGCGGUGCCAAUGCCACCUCUGUAGGCGGUCUGCUUUCCAACGACUCUCCCUCCAAGCCAAACGCUGCUUCCGCAACGUCCAACAGAAGCGCCAGCACCACCACCUUUGGCUCAUCUUCAGGCUUUGCAAUGGCUUCGUCGCAGACGGUCGAAUCCGAAGCCUCCUCAUCCUCCUCGUCGACCUUGAUCAAGAGCAACAUCGCUGCCGCCACCACGUCCGCCGCUCCGCUCAAAAAGGUCCAAUUCCAGGUGUCCCACAUGGCCGUCACAUACCCAAUCGUCGGAGCUGGCACGCCAGAAGAUGAAGAUCUCACCCGUCUCCGCAUCGAGAGGCAACAUCGUCGCAUGCUCAAGGCUCGUCGCGACAAGCCAUGGACGCCCGAAGAGCUCGAGGCGCUCUACCGCGAAUGCUGUCGCACCCGCGAAGAGCAUCCGCUCAAAAAGAUGCGUCUCGUCUUCCAGGAGGCCGCGCAGUCAUCGCCGCCCGCACUCAAGACGCUCGACCUCUCCUUUGUGCCUCUCGAUCGUCAAGCUGUCGAGCCUAUCGCCGACUUGCUCAGCAUCGACUUUGGUCUCAACAAGCUCGUCCUCGAAAACUGUGCGCUCACCGACGACAGCCUCAAAUCCAUCCUCCAUGCGCUUCUCGUCUCGGGCACCUUGCCCAACCUCAGCAUCGCCAGCAACCGCAAGAUCCGCUUCCGUGGCUGGCGCUACCUCGCCAUCUUCAUGCGCAGGGCUCGUGCACUCCGCUAUCUCGAUCUCUCGGAGAACUCCAUCGACAGGGCCUCGCUAGAGCACCUCCUCGCCGUGAUUACAAAGCCUGCGGCAGCGGUGACGCAGGAGCGCGCGUCAAAGCAGGUUCCAACUGGAAAAGCAGCUUCCACGGGCGAGGGUCAUGGUGCAAAAGGCGGAGAGGCAGCCGCAGCAACAGGGACCAAGACCAACGGCCAAGAGGCCGGAAUCGUAUUCAAUGGGGGUGACAGCGAAGCCGAUGAAGACGACGACGACGAGUUCUUCGACAACUCGGGCGAGCCACUCAUGCCCACUGCGCCAUUGCUGAGGGAGGUCUCGGACGACCCAGACCCGCCUUCGUCCGCGGUGAUCUCGUUGCGUCUGGAGAACUGCGGCCUCAAGGCUGCCUCGCUCGAGAUGCUCUCUCAAUCGGUUCGCUUCUCUGACAUCCGACAUCUGUCACUCCGCCGCAACAAGAUCGGCCAGCUGGCCUCCGUGGCACUCGCCAUCAUGCUCAAGGACUACCCGGAUAUGCCGCCACACGACCCGACUUCCACCGGCACGCCGCAGCGAGAGGGCAAGUCGUACUUUGAUGCGAACGGCGCUCCGGCUACACCUUCCAAAUCACAGGUGGACGCUUUCGAUCGCAGCGGACGCACACCAAGGCCGACGGAUGCUCAGUCGAGCCCGGAACGACGCACGCGCAGCUACUCUCCCGGCCUGCCGGAGGUGCCCGUGAUCGUCUCGAGUCCAGGCGGCGGCAUCACCUCGCGCAAGAUGCCGAGCCAGAUGUACGCGAAUGGAGGAGCAGGCGGACACCAAUCCACCACAUUCUACGGAGCCCAUACGGAACAGCUGCAGGACGCCAUGCAGACCAGCAUUGCGGGCCCCGGACGCGAGCUCGACUCGCAGAUCACGCCGCAAGAAGCGCUCGAGAUCCGUCGCAAAUUGGCUCCCGGCAUGAGCGAAGAGGAAGCCGUGUCGAUCUACCAGGCGAAACGGGCGAGGCGCAUCCUGGCGGAACUGCCGCGCGUGGGCAACCUGCUGACGCUCGACCUCAAGUCGAACGACAUCCGUGGCGGUGUGGUGUACCUGGCGCAGGUGCUCAAGAAGAACCGCACGCUGCGCGUGCUCAAUCUGAGCGACAACAACAUCGAGAUGCCCGGACUAGUGGCGAUUGCCGAGGCGCUCAAGUACAACUCGACGCUCGAGACGCUGGAUAUGAGCCACAAUCCGUGUUCGGGCCCCGGGCUGGAGGGGAUCACGACGCUGCGUACUGCGUUUGCGCUCAACUCGAACCUGAAGCGGCUCUUUCUCAACGACACGGAUCUGUCGUCCGAGGCGGCGAUUGCGCUCGCCGAGUUCCUGCCCGAGGCGCGCAGUCUGAUCCACCUGGAUCUUGCCGAGAACUUUGAGAUUGACAUUGCCGGGGUCAUGGCGCUGGCGGUGUCGCUGCGGAUGAAUCGCAGUCUGCGCUGCUUGGACCUCAACAUCCCGCCCAACAAUCCGGACUUUGCGCGGCUCUCGCAGGAGAUCCUGCAGAGCUGUGUGCGCAAUACAGAGUUGGCGCAGCAGCGCGCCACGCAGAAGGGGCUCAAACAGCCGAUUGCGGCGCCGAUCUACAAGUCGGUCGUGGCGCGCGCGGCGAGGGAGAACGACGAGCGCAUCAAGGCGAUCGAGACGGCACGGGCGACGGCCAAGGAAGCGGCAGCAGCCAAGGAUCGCGCGGCAGUGGAGGGUCUGCUGAGUGCAUCGGUCGAGUGUCAGAACGUUCUGCGCGAUCUGUUGACGGGCGAGGAGAAACGGCAGCGCGAGGCGCCCGAGCAAAAGGUGACGCCGCCCGGCGAUUCCAAGCUGCGUCGACGGCUGGCGGAGCUGGCGGGCACGGUGGAGGACGAGACGGUGCUGGCGCGGAUUCUGGCAGUGCACGACGAGCUGGGCGACGUGUCGAAGCGGCUCGAGGAGUUUUAUCGGUACGGCUCUGCACCAGCGAUUGACGUGCGCGCCGUAGAUGCGGGUCUGCAAGCCAGCGGUGUGGUUGGCACCAGCGCGAGCGCAGCGUCUAUGCAGCAUCUCACCACGCCCGACCAGGCGCAGAUGGAAUCGGGUCUGUCGUCGCCUGCGUUUUCGAUUGCAGACUCGGACGAGUCGGACUCGGACGACGGCGCGGGUUCCGCUCCCGCCAAGCGCGCGGUCCGGUCCCAGGCGGAGGCGAAAGAUGAGGUUGUGGGCCGGCUGCAUGGGCUGCGAAUCGAUACGACCGCAGCCGACCGCGAGGUGCCGGAGGACGACGGAUGUGCCGUGCUGGCCAGGUCGCCGGGCGAAGACCGUGCCAAAGGCCAGCUCAGCGAAGAAGCCGAGCUGUUCCGAAAGGCACGCAGCCUCGGACUUGAUGAGGACGACGACGCACGCGCGGGCGACAGUGCGCAGGACGAGAGCGGAGAACAGCUCCGCCAGGAUCUGCUCCAGGCGGACGUACCGCCCAAGUCGAGCGCGCCUGCGGAUGAGAUCCAGACGGAUGCAGCCGCCUAG